CUCGUGGUUUCGGCGCUUUGAAAGCCUGCUUGGAUGGUCAAUUUGUUCGGCGCGGUGGGUAGCAGACUCGCAGCCAUGUGGCUGUCCAUGUUGUCCUUCACCGCGGCCAGCCAGCAUUUGGCGCAGAUCCGGCGGUCCCUGGCAGAGCUGGAGGCCAGCGCCCAGGAGCUCUUCGAGGCAGGGCGCCUCGCGGACCACCUCCCAGCGCUGGGCCAAGCGCUGGAAGCCGCAGAGCGCCACCUCACCGCAGAGACGUCCGCCGAAGGCCAAGAGCUCUUCUUCAUGGUUCGAGUUCUGCGAGGCACCAUCCACCAGCAAGCCGCCGGCCUGGAUGACCUGGCCGUGGAGGACUUGAAUGCCUUCACCCUCUCAAACCCACGCUUUUGGGAUGAAUACUACGCAGGCGUGUCGGGAAACGGGCAGUUCGACUGGUACGGCACAUGGGACACGGAGAUCCUGUGGCCCCACGGGAGAACAACCCUGGGCUCUGUCAUACGCCCUUGGCUUCGCCGAGAGGACAGCAUUUUGAUGCUCGGUUGCGGAAGGUCAGACAUGUCCGAGCAGAUGUAUCGCGAAGGCUUCAAGAACAUCACCAAUGCAGACAUCAGCGCGACCUUGCUUGAUAGUCUCCGCCAAAGGCUGGCGCCCGAAAUGCCCGGAAUGUCAUGGCGUUGGAUGAACGCCUCAGCGCUGCCGCUCUUGACACGGGCGGACGUGGUUCUGGAGAAGGGCACCUUGGAUGCCUUGAAGGAGAACCCAGGCCUCUUCCAGGCAGCAGUCCGGGAAGCCUAUCGCGUGCUGACGAGCGAGGGGCUGCUCAUCUCGGUGACGGAUUCAGACCUGGAGCUCGAGAAGCUGGCGCGCUUCUCCUGCAAAGCUGUUAGCGGUGAGGUGCUGGAUGGCAAGACGCUUCAUGUGUUCAUUUGCCAGAAGCUUGCUGAGUCCUGGUUUUCGACACUGAAAUCGUGGAGCCGGCUUGAGCUGUGAAGCUGUGAGGCUGGCGAGUUGGCUUCGCGUGAGCGUUGUGUGGAUGCGUCCAACCACCCAGACUCAGAACUUCGACUGAGCAGCAUCCGCGUUGCCCCCACACAAGAGUGCGCGCGAACGCACAGGCACAUGCACA
Messenger RNA from Effrenium voratum, 1123 nucleotides. The record is from the annotation of a GenBank genome assembly. NCBI's taxonomy places the organism in Eukaryota, Dinophyceae, Suessiales, Symbiodiniaceae.